Messenger RNA from Phycodurus eques (leafy seadragon), 786 nucleotides. RefSeq lists its product as uncharacterized. Lineage: Eukaryota; Metazoa; Chordata; Actinopteri; Syngnathiformes; Syngnathidae. The record is from RefSeq and is a predicted model, not a curated record. The coding region runs from base 53 to 727 and encodes 224 amino acids. The transcript has 5 exons.
CUUGGGGAGUGGACUGAUUACACACAUCGUGCAGAACUGUGCAAGCAGCGCCAUGGCAAAGCGAGUAGCAAUUAUUCUCUCGGGCUGCGGAGUCUACGAUGGCACAGAGAUCCACGAGGCCUCCGCUGUCCUCGUCCAUCUGAGUCGCGCUGGAGCCCAAGCACAGAUGUUUGCACCAAACCAAGAUCAGAUGCAUGUUAUCAAUCAUUGUGAGGGGAAGCCUUCAGAUGGCAAAAGAAACGUCCUGCAGGAGAGCGCCCGAAUUGCCAGGGGCGACAUCGUGGAUUUGGCCAAGUUAGAUGUUUUAGCGUUCGAUGCUGUCAUCAUCCCUGGUGGUUUUGGUGUGGCAAAAAACCUCAGUGAUUGGGGCAUGAAGACUAAGGACUUCACCAUCAAGCCAGAGGUGGAGAAGACCCUCAAGGAUUUCCACAAAGCGGGAAAGCCGUUGGCCAUGUGCUGCAUCGCUCCAGUCCUUGCUGCCAAAAUCCUGCCUGGUUGUGAGCUCACAGUGGGCCAAGACAAAGAGAGUGACGUGUGGCCGUACGCCCAGACGGCCGGCGCCUUACAGGAGAUGGGCUGCACGCAUGUGAAUAAAGAAGCGGAGCAAGCGCAUGUCGACGUCAAACACAAACUCGUCACCACUCCGGCUUUCAUGUGCAACGCUCCCAUUCACAAGAUCUUUGAUGGAAUCGGCGUCAUGGUUAAAGAAACACUGAAACUUGCUUAAGAAGUCUCCACAUUCAUUUGUGUGUGUACUGCUUUGACUCUGACUAUCUCCAAAAUAAA